This is a messenger RNA of Rhodamnia argentea, 5644 nucleotides long. Its product is annotated as mediator of RNA polymerase II transcription subunit 14. Lineage: Eukaryota; Viridiplantae; Streptophyta; Magnoliopsida; Myrtales; Myrtaceae. The transcript has 8 exons. The record is from RefSeq and is a predicted model, not a curated record. Gene Ontology annotation, molecular function: transcription coregulator activity. Gene Ontology annotation, biological process: regulation of transcription by RNA polymerase II. The coding region runs from base 188 to 5635 and encodes 1815 amino acids. Gene Ontology annotation, cellular component: core mediator complex; mediator complex.
GAGAAGAAGAAGGCUCUCCAUUUCUCUCUCUUCCCUCUCCUCCGUCUCUCAACCCACUACUUUCCAAAAACCCUAACGAUAAAUAACCACACGCGACUUCUCCGAUUCAUCUCCCCCCGCCUGCGAUUCUUAAACCCUAAUUUCCAUGAACCUUGCGUAGAUCUUGGAGCGAGGAUCCCCGGUUGCAAUGGCGGCCGAGCUAGGGCAGCAGACGGUGGAGUUCUCGGCUCUCGUGAGCCGGGCGGCGGAGGAAUCGUUCCUCUCGCUCCAGGAGCUCGUGGAUAAAUCCAAGUCCGGCGACCAGUCCGACACGGAGAAGAAGAUCAGCCUCUUGAAGUACUUGGUCAAGACGCAGCAGCGGAUGCUCCGGCUCAAUGUCCUUGCGAAGUGGUGCAAGCAGGUUCCACUGAUACAGUACUGUCAGCAGCUCUCAUCAACCCUAUCAAGUCAUGAUACAUGUUUCACUCAAGCGGCAGAUUCAUUGUUUUUCAUGCAUGAAGGGCUCCAGCAAGCCCGUGCUCCUGCAUAUGAUGUUCCCUCUGCAGUUCAGGUUCUUCUCACAGGAAAUUACCAGCGGCUACCAAAAUGUAUAGAGGAUGUUGGUGCUCAAGGAGCUUUAACUGAAGAAGAGCAAAAACCUGUUCUAAAGAAGCUGGACACACUUGUUCGGACUAAGUUACUUGAACUUUCAAUUCCCAAGGAAAUAUCUGAAGUCAAAGUUUCUGAUGGUACAGUGUUGCUUUGUGUGGAUGGGGAGUUUAAGGUUUUAGUCACUCUUGGCUACCGGGGGCACCUAACAAUGUGGAGGAUAUUGCACUUGGAGCUUCUUGUCGGUGAGAAAAGUGGACUAAUAAAAUUGGAAGAAUCACGAAAGCAUGUUCUUGGUGAUGAUUUAGAGAGACGGAUGUCAGCGGCAGAAAAUCCAUUUUUUACGUUAUAUUCGGUUCUACAUGAGCUUUGUGUUGCCCUCGUCAUGGACACGGUCAUAAGACAAGUCCAGAUGCUUCGACAGGGAAGAUGGAAAGAUGCAAUUCGCUUUGACCUCAUAUCUGAUGGCGGUCUGACUCAUACUGGAUCUUCAAAUUCGCAAAUAAAUCAAGACGGGGAAGUUGAUUCAGCUAGCUUGCGCACGCCAGGAUUGAAAAUAAUGUAUUGGUUAGAUAUCAUUAAGGGCGCUGGUACACCCGAAUUAUGCCCUUAUGUAAAGAUUGAACCUGGGCCUGAUCUACAGAUUAAAUGUCUUCAUGGAACUUUUGUCAUAGAUCCUUUUACCGGCAAAGAAGCAGAAUUUUCUCUUGAUCAGAGUUGCAUCAACGUUGAAAAGUUGCUGCUAAGAGCUAUAUGUUGUAAUAGAUAUACUCGUCUGCUUGAAAUUCAGAAGGACUUGGCUAAAAAUGGUCAGAUCUGUCGAGCUGCAGGUGAUGUUAAUCUUCUCUCUCACACGGACGAGCUUGAUGUUGACUUUCAGAAGAAGAAUAUGGAAUACGAGGGGCAUGAAGUGUUGCACGUGCGUGCCUAUGGCUCGGCAUUUUUCACUCUUGGGAUUAACAUAAGGAAUGGUCGAUUUCUUCUCCGUUCUACUCAAAAUAUUCUUUCACCUUCUGCAUUGUCAGAAUGUGAAGAAGCUCUAAAUCAGGGAAGCAUAAAUUCUGCUGAAGUUUUUAUGAGCUUAAGAAGUAAAAGUAUAUUGCACUUGUUUGCAUCAAUUUCGAGAUUCUUAGGCCUUGAGGUUUAUGAAAAUAACACUGCUGCAGUAAAAAUUCCCAGGAGCAUUGCUAAUGACUCAGCUAUGUUGUUGUUGGGGUUUCCAGACUGUGGGAGCUCCUACUUUUUGUUGAUGCAGCUUGAUAAUGAUUUCAAACCCCUGUUUAAAUUGAUAGAGACCCAACCAGAUACAUCUGGAAGAAUUCAUUCUCUUGGUGACUCAAACCGUGCAACCUGUGUUAAGAAAAUUGACAUUGAUCAGAUGCAGAUACUUGAAGAUGACUUCAAUUUUAGUUUUAUUGACAAAGAAAAACUACAAUCCUUCUUGCCUAGCGCUGGAGGUCCUAACCAGAAUUUGGAAGGAGGUCUUCUUUCUGAAUUGUUCCUUGAAGGUUCCAUGCAAAUGGCAGGUUGUCCGCCAUCGAGUUUCUCAUCUGUGGUUGACGAAGUGUUUGACCUAGAGAAGGGGAAUUCUAUACCUCCUUUGUCCAUUCAAAACUUCCCUUCAUCAUUCAGUACAUCUGCUUCUCUGUAUGGUUCUGUUCCGAUGAAUCUUCAUAACGUCAAAGCGGGAACCCCUUCUCCUAAGUGGGAGGGAGGUGCCCUGCUAUCACAAGUAAACAAUAGUUCGAGAUUGUUGCACAGUGGCUCGUUGUACUCAUCAGGCAAUGUCAGAGGCUCCGUGCAAUCGAGUUCCUUGAGUUCUUUAUCUUCUGCCUCUAGUAGGAGCACAAACAUGAAGAGAUUGUCUGCUUCAAAGUCUGAUCAGGACUUGGCUUCUCUUAGAUCGCCAGGUUCAGUUGAGGUAGCUUCUUAUACAACAAUAGAUGACGAUCAGAUGAGGUUGCUUAAAGAUCCUGCAAAAGACGCGUUAUCUGCAAGGUCGUCUCAAUUGUUGUCUCCACCACGACCGACUGGCACUUUGGUUCCUGGACCAAGCAGAAAGUUUACUGGACCUAAAAGUGGAACUCAUGGAUCUGUUGGUGGAUCUGUGAAAGUUUCUGCACCAAAUUUAUGGGUUACAACUCCCGUAUCUCCAGCAGCAGAUUCAGCUGUCCAUACCACAUGUCAAGAGGUUAUUCCUAAGCAUGAGAAGAAAUCACGCAAACGCACAGUUUCUGAUAUGUUAAACUUGAUUCCGUCUCUGCAAGGUCUGGAAGCUGAUGUUAAGUCUUGCAAGAGAGGAAGAUUCUUAGAAGUAGCUUCCAGUCAAGAGCCUUCCUCCGAAGUAGUUAAUCUGACGGAAACAAUUUCUAGAAGCUGUGGGUACAGCUAUGGAAACCUUAUAGCAGAAGCCAACACAGGGAAUGCACCAUCCAGCAUUUAUGUCUCUGCUCUGCUUCAUGUAGUCAGGCAUUGUUCACUAAGCAUCAAGCAUGCCAGACUAACUAGCCAAAUGGAAGCCCUGGAUAUUCCUUAUGUUGAAGAAGUGGGUUUGCGAAACGCUUCCUCCAAGAUAUGGUUCCGACUUCCAUUUGCCAGAGGCGAUUCCUGGCAACAAAUAUGCCUGCGGCUUGGUGGACCUGGAAGUAUGUAUUGGGAUGUUAAGAUAAAUGACCAGCACUUCAGAGAUUUAUGGGAACUUCAAAAGGGGAGUACUACCACCCCAUGGGGCUCUGGUGUUCGUAUAGCCAAUACAUCUGAUGUUGAUUCCCAUAUACGAUAUGACCCGGAAGGCGUUGUUCUUAGCUAUCAAUCUGUCGAAGCUGAUAGUAUCAAAAAGUUGGUGGCAGAUAUUCGAAGACUCUCCAACGCCAGAAUGUUUGCUCUUGGAAUGCGGAAAUUGCUUGGCGUGAAAUCGGAUGACAGACACGAUGAAGGUCCCGCGAAUUCCGAUGGUAAAGCUCCUGCUGGAGCCAAAUAUGUUGCAGAGACAGUCGAUAAGUUUGCAGAGCAGAUGAGAAGGGUGUUCAGAAUAGAGGCGGUUGGGUUAAUGAGCUUAUGGUUUAGUUUUGGUUCUGGUGUUCUCGCUCGCUUUGUUGUUGAGUGGGAAUCAGGGAAUGAGGGUUGUACCAUGCAUGUUUCUCCUGACCAACUUUGGCCCCAUACAAAGUUUCUCGAAGACUUCAUUAAUGGAGCUGAAGUUGCAUCCUUGUUGGAUUGCAUUCGUCUAACUGCUGGACCCUUGCAUUCUCUUGCGGCUGCCACUCGACCUGCACGAGCUACACCAGUUUCUGGAAUGCCAGGAGUAACAGCAGCUCUUUCCUCUGUGACAAAACAGACAGGAUUUGUUCCAUCACAUGGUUUACUGUCGAGCACUUCAGCCACCAAUGUUGGUCAGGGUACCUCUACCCAUGCAGGGAAUCCCACUCUGCCUUCUGCUACAGGCCCUCCUGGGAGUCAUAACCUUCAGGGAGCUGCAAUGUCAGCUACUGCAGUGCGUGGUGGUCCUGGUAUUGUUCCGAGCUCGUUACUGCCCAUUGAUGUCUCUGUUGUACUGCGGGGACCCUAUUGGAUAAGGAUCAUCUAUCGCAAACAUUUUGCGGUUGACAUGCGCUGCUUUGCUGGAGAUCAAGUAUGGUUGCAGCCAGCAACGCCUCCUAAAGGGGGCCCAUCAGUUGGGGGAUCGUUACCCUGUCCACAAUUUCGACCGUUCAUCAUGGAGCAUGUUGCCCAAGAAUUGAAUGGUUUAGAACCUAAUCUAGGCGGAAGCCAACAGACCAUUGGACUAGCAAAUCCAACCAUCGCAAACUCAGGUUCCAAUACACAGCUUUCUGCUGCUAAUGGCAAUAGAGCUAGUCUUAGUUCCACCUCCAUUUCCAGGGGAGGAAGCCAAGUUGCUCCCGGGAAUCGUUUGGGAAAUGCUCAGGCAGGAUCUUCAAAUUUGGGAGCGUCCAGUCCUGGAUUGCCAGUACGAAGAUCCCCUGGCACAGGUGUCCCAGCUCAUGUGAGAGGGGAAUUGAAUACAGCUAUAAUUGGAUUAGGCGAUGAUGGGGGCUAUGGAGGUGGAUGGGUACCACUUGUUGCUCUCAAGAAGGUUUUGAGAGGAAUUCUCAAGUACCUCGGGGUGCUAUGGCUAUUUGCUCAGUUACCAGAUCUUCUGAAAGAGAUUCUCGGUUCAAUUUUGAAUAACAAUGAGGGUGCACUCCUGAAUCUUGACCAGGAACAACCUGCUUUGCGCUUUUUUGUGGGGGGGUAUGUAUUUGCUGUAAGCGUACACAGAGUUCAACUUCUUCUGCAAGUCCUCAGUGUGAAGCGCUUUCAUCAACAGCAGCAGCAACAACAGCAGCAGCAAAAUUCAUCAACUACUCAAGAGGAACUAACUCAAUCUGAAAUCGGGGAGAUCUGUGACUACUUCAGCCGUCGAGUAGCUUCAGAGCCUUACGAUGCUUCUCGCGUUGCAUCAUUUAUUACUCUCCUGACAUUGCCCAUAUCAGUAUUGAGGGAGUUCUUGAAAUUAAUAGCAUGGAAGAAAGGGUUAUCCCAGGCACAAGGCGGAGAUAUAGCACCUGCACAAAAGCCCCGCAUCGAACUGUGCCUCGAGAACCACACAGGCCUCAACAUGGGUGAAAAUGCGGGCCACUCUUCCGUAUGCAAGAGCAACAUUCAUUACGACAGGCCUCGAAAUUCAGUUGACUUUGGGUUGACCGUUGUUCUUGAUCCUGCCCACAUCCCUCACAUCAAUGCUGCCGGCGGGGCCGCUUGGCUUCCCUAUUGUGUCUCUGUGAGACUCAGGUACUCCUUUGGUGAGAGCUCGCACGUCUCUUUUCUUGGUAUGGAAGGGAGCCACGGGGGAAGGGCUUGCUGGUUGCAAAAGGAUGACUGGGAGAAAUGCAAACAGAAAGUUGCUCAGACUGUCGAAUCUUGUUCGGCGGGUGAUUCUACUCAAGGCAGGCUGAGAUUAGUUGCGGACCGCGUGCAGAGAGCUUUGCACUUGUGCCUCCAGGGAUUAAGGGAUAGUAGUGGGGCUGGAGGCUCUGGUGUGAUAUAACUCUGCUAU